Strongyloides ratti is the source of this 1482-nucleotide messenger RNA. Its product is annotated as FI21450p1. Lineage: Eukaryota; Metazoa; Nematoda; Chromadorea; Rhabditida; Strongyloididae. Gene Ontology annotation, biological process: establishment of planar polarity; Wnt signaling pathway, planar cell polarity pathway; multicellular organism development. The transcript has 2 exons. Gene Ontology annotation, cellular component: plasma membrane. Bases 1 to 1482 code for a protein of 493 amino acids. The record is from RefSeq and is a predicted model, not a curated record.
AUGGGCAGUACUUCAUUCUGUGACACCUCAUUUUCUAAAAUGUCGGGUGAGGGGAACCAGCGUUUUUUGAAAUCUAUUAUGAAAAGAUCUUAUAAUUUUCAUGACAAUAAAUCUUUUAACGAUCCCUAUUCAGAUAUGAGUGCUUUUGUCACAUCUGAAAUUGAUGAAACAAAUACCAAAAAAUAUCAGUUUCAAUUUACUGAUAAUAUUAAAUCUAGAGGAUGUAUUAGAUUAUUAGUUAUUAUUUUGACAGUAAUCUUUUCAUUUAUUCUUAUCAUUUCAUCACCAACUAUGGCAAUUAUUCCAUAUAUUUUAAAUUAUAUUGAUCCAACUAAUUUUUCUGAACCAAUUUGUGGAAUUCAAUGCAAUGGAUAUGCUAUUAAUAUAAUGUUAAAGACAGUACUUUUAACAAUUGCAGUUUUUGUUUUUUAUUGUUAUUCACCUUCACAUUUGUUACCACGUCUGGACAAAAUUCGUACCUCACUUGGAAUUUUUGUUGUUUUUAUACUUUUUUCUUUUUGGAUAUUUUACUACUUUAGAGUAAUAAUAGAUAAUGUUGAAAAUUAUGAUGGAAUCCUUAGUUAUUCAGUAUCUUUACUAGAUGUUUUAUUAUAUACACAUUAUAUAUCCUUAGUUUUAAUAUAUUUUAAAAGAAUUGAAAAAAAAUUUGUUAUAUCAGUUACAAGAGAUAUUGAUGGUGAGGAACAUAUUCUCAAUUUAGGUAAUAUGACAAUUCAGGAGGCUGCUGUUGAAAUUGGAAAUUAUUAUGUUACAAAUUUUUCUUCUUUUAAUGAUUCAUUUUAUCGUAGUAAGGCAAAUUUUAAAUUCAGAAAGCCUGAUUGUAAUCCAAUGUUUAAAGUUUAUGAUGUAGAAAGUGGAACAAAUGACAAUGCAAUAUCAAUUCCUAAAGGAAAUGUUUCUGCUGUCGUUCAGGCAGCAGUAAUGAGAAAAGAUGGAAAUUUAACUUAUGAGGAAAUGGAUGCUAUGGAGCGAUUUGAUUGUAAAAUAAAAAGAUAUAAACAUACAUUAGAGCGUGUCACAGAAGAGGCAUUUUCAACAAUAGAAUCAUUUAGAUACAGUGAACGACAGAAUUGUGGAAGUGAUUCUACGAUGGAUGAUUAUAAUGCUUCAAAGACAAUCUUAUCUAUAAUUUCAAGACCACUUCAAAAAUAUUUAAGACUAACAAAAAAACAAAGUUUAUUCCAAAAAGAAGUAAAUUUAGUUAACCUUCAAAGGUGCCUACGUUAUAAUCUUUCAUCAAAAUCAUUCUUAAAAUCAUUUUUUUCAAAGAUAUAUCCAGAUCGUUUUGUGAUGAAAAGCUAUAGAUGGUCAAUCAUAUCUGACAAUAUUGUCACUGAUUCUAUUUCUGAAGGAUUAACUUUUCUACUUAAAACUCAAAUGUACAAUUCUGAUAAAGAUGUAAAAUUAUAUUGCCAAGUAUUAAAAGUCCCAUUUGUAAAUUUAUCUGAAGUUUGUUAUUAA